This is a messenger RNA of Ceratitis capitata (Mediterranean fruit fly), 2482 nucleotides long. RefSeq names its product kelch-like protein 18 (gene KLHL18). The transcript has 7 exons. The coding region runs from base 151 to 2010 and encodes 619 amino acids. The record is from RefSeq and is a predicted model, not a curated record. Lineage: Eukaryota; Metazoa; Arthropoda; Insecta; Diptera; Tephritidae. Gene Ontology annotation, molecular function: protein binding.
UGAACAAAACAGAAAAUAGAAAACUUUCUUCUGCUGUAUCAGCUGAAUUAUUGGUUUAGUUUCUUGUUUUAAGACGUGAAAUAUCAGCAUAUUGACCAUAAAAAAUCGAUGGAAUAGCUUUCGCAACUCUGAUAUAACCUAUGAGGUAAAAUGGACCAGUGGCCGGAAUUUAGCAUGGAGAGAUUAAAUAUUUCAGGGCGCGACACUCUUCCUUCGUCACAAACAAAACAAAUGCAACAACAAUCUCAAUUUACGCAGCAACAACAAGCAUUUUCUUCAAUAAUGGAUUUGCCCGAUUUUGGUGAUUGCGGAGAUGAACAAAAAUACGUAAUAUAUAAGCAUGAUGAUUUGUUUGGUGAAAGUUAUCCACUAAUGCGCGAGAUACGACGACAAGGCAAACUGUGUGAUGUUACUUUAAAGGUUGAGGAACAAUCGUUUUCGGCACAUCGUAUUGUAUUAGCUGGCACCAUACCAUAUUUUUACGCCAUGUUUACUAAUAAUAUGGCAGAAAGCCGUAUUAAGGAGAUUACUAUGAAAGAAAUUGAACCAAACGCGCUCGAAAGUCUCAUAAACUAUGCAUAUAGUGGACAAGUACGCAUUGAUAAUCAAAACGUUCAAAGUCUAAUGGUGGGUGCGUCAUUUUUACAAUUGACCAAAGUACGUAAUGCAUGUGCUGAUUUCUUGAUUUCGCGAUUCCAUCCGCAUAAUGUAUUAGGCAUACGCCAUUUUGCUGAUUCUAUGAGCUGCACACACCUCAUUGAAGCAGCUGAUAAGUAUAUAGACCAAAAUUUUGCCAAAGUUGUGCAAUCAGAUGAAUUCUUAGGUUUAGAUUUCGAUGAAUUAGUCGAUUUGAUACGUCGUGAUGAGCUUAAUGUGCCAACAGAGGAGGUAAUUUUUGAAGCUUGCAUGAAAUGGGUAAAACAUAUGGAGGAAAAACGCUCUGUUCACUUUCCACAAGUGUUAGCAAAGGUACGCUUGCCGUUGUUGUCGCCACAAUUUUUGGCAGAUCGCGUAGCACGGGAAGAGCUGAUUCGUUCAUCACAUCAAUGUAGAGAUUUGUUGGACGAGGCAAAAGAUUUCCAUUUAAUGCCAGAAAGGCGGGGAUUGUUGCAAAGUUUCAGAACUCGACAACGCUGUGGUGAAUUCAUUAUGGGCCAGAUUUAUGCAGUUGGAGGACUAGCUAGUAAUGGCGAGUCAGUGAGUACAGUCGAAAUUUAUGAUCCAGUGGUUAAGAAAUGGGAAAUGGGUGAACAAAUGUCCAUGAUGCGAUCUCGUGUUGGUGUCGCAGUUAUGGAUGGCAAACUUUAUGCUUUCGGCGGCUUCAAUGGUACUGAACGUCUCUCCACUGUAGAAGUAUAUGAUCCCAAAAAGAAUAAAUGGUCUCAGGGUCGCGCAAUGUUGUGUAAGCGCAGCGCUGUUGGUGUUGCAGCUUUGGACGACUGUAUUUAUGUUUGCGGUGGCUAUGAUGGUGUUACUUCGUUGAAUACAGUAGAAUGUUACUGUCCUAAGACUGAUAUUUGGAAAACUGUUGCACCGAUGAUGAAGUAUCGUUCAGCGGGUGGUGUUGCUGCUUUGGGCGGCUAUGUAUACGCACUUGGUGGUCAUGAUGGACUUUCAAUUUUUGAUUCAGUCGAACGAUAUGAUCCCGUUAAAGAUGUUUGGCUAAAGAUGCAUUCAAUGUUGAAUCGUCGUUGUCGUCUAGGUGUAGCUGCUUUAAAUGGCAAGCUUUACGCUUGUGGCGGCUAUGAUGGCACUUCAUUUUUGCGCUCCGUAGAAGUAUAUGAUCCAAUAACGGACACCUGGAGCCUGGUUACGCCAAUGAAUUGUAAGCGUAGUCGUGUGGCUUUGGCUGCCAAUAUGGGCAAAUUGUGGGCUAUCGGCGGUUACGAUGGCGAGACAAAUCUAUCUACAGUAGAAGUGUACGAUCCUGAAGCGGAUGAAUGGUCAUUUGAGCCCUCAAUGUGUGCUCAUAGCGGUGGUGUUGGUGCCGGUGUUAUACGUAAACAGUAAUUAGUUAAGGCUACAUAUGUUUGCAAUAAGUAAUUAUAAAUAAUGUUAAUAGUAUUAAUUUAUAUUAUUAGCUAAUCAAUGUUAUGUUUUCAAAAAGCAUAGACGCAUUUUGCUUGCCUUAUUCGAAAUUAAAUAUGUAUGUAAUUUUUUUAUUUUAAUGCUCUUUAGUUGGGUAAAUUUAUGAAGACUCUUACGAAUAUCAUUCCAAUUUCGAUAGAAACUAUACAAAUUCAAACUGAAAUUCUUGUACAUGCAUAGAUAUUAAAUCAUUGCUCAAGUGCUUGAACACCAAUUGCAAUUCCGUCAAUUGAGAUUAUUAGAAUUUAAACAAAAACCAAAUACGAAAUGCUUGAUUUAUUAGAUCUCUUAGCACUUUUAUAUAUUCGUAUAUAUAUCUAUGCACUGAUUAAAUGGAAUUGUAAAUUUAAAUCAAAGUAAAUACAAAUCUUAUAACGAAUACAAUUACAUAUAC